AUGGAGUGGCAUAGGACACUCUUGGAGCAGCUUAAAGAGCCAUCUACACAGUUGCCCGUGUCUGGAGAUGUCACAGAAGUGGAGGAAUGGCGACCAGUCAACCGGCGUGCCCGCUUCCUGGCAGGCCUGGUGCAGCGCCUAUGCUGCCAGUAUCGGUGGCAGGCGGCAGCUGGGGCCCUGGAGGUUCUUCUGGCUGGGCACUACCCAGCCGACCAGUUCUUAUACAAGGCGGGUAUGCUGCUGCAUGAAAACCUGGCCUCACCAGAGAAGAUGAACUUCUUCAUAAGGCACUCACGAUGCCUCCUGGUGGCCGACAAGAAGGAGCUGGCUUUGGAGUACAUUGUGUACUGCCUGAAGUGGAUGAACUUUGCACACCUGCGCACAUUCUUCCAGGAGCACCUGAAAGUGGACCGCAAAAUGCUUCGCCCCAAUGAAAAGCUAGAUUCCUUCAUAAGGGGCUACUUGGGUCUUCUUGACUACCUCCAGUGGCGGAGCCACGCCGCACGUUCACGUCAUAAUGACUCUACUGACGUAGACGCCCAGGCAACUGCUGGGGAAUCCUACGAGGAGUUGAACAGUGUGGCCAGUGCUUUGGACAAGUGGCGUCCCCUGUUCACACCUGACAGCGAGUCAUCAUCCGCAAGUGCUUGUCAGGAGACGACGGAUGUCUUCCUCACAAAAACACUCGAGCUUCUGCUGAGGUACGACCGUGCCGACGAGGCUGAAGACAUUGCGGAGGGUUACAUGGAUGGUCACGCGGACGACUGCCUGCACGCUGCCUUGUACGCACAAGCCUUGUCGCAACAGCGCAGCCCAGCGACUCGAGAGUUGGUUACAUCUCAACGCAUGGAGCUGCUUCAUAGAGUUUGUGAAGCGGACCCUACAAACCCCCAAGUUCUGGAAUAUGUACAGCUUAUUGAACAAAAUGAGCAAGGAGAGGAGAGCGUGAUCGAGUGCUUGCGUCUCUUGGCCGACUUUGUGGACUGCCCCGACAAUAAGGACAGCAUGGAUGCCUGGAGGAGGCUGUGCCACAUUACGGUACUCACGGGACACAGUGAAGAUGCAGCUGUCAGGGACUGUGGCAGUCGUCUGUGGCAAGAGCGUGGCGACUACUGGCUGCUGUACCACUUUUCUCCACACCUGGAUGGCAGUCCUGAGACGUGGAUCCUGAAAGUAGUCUUCUUGCUGGCCCUGGGACAGACUGUGGGCAAGGCAGGUAAGCGGGCAAACUUUCCUGUCGCCUACUGGUAG
Messenger RNA from Dermacentor silvarum, 1251 nucleotides. RefSeq lists its product as uncharacterized. Gene Ontology annotation, biological process: transcription by RNA polymerase I. Gene Ontology annotation, cellular component: RNA polymerase I transcription regulator complex. The transcript is spliced from 11 exons. Lineage: Eukaryota; Metazoa; Arthropoda; Arachnida; Ixodida; Ixodidae. The record is from RefSeq and is a predicted model, not a curated record. Bases 1 to 1251 code for a protein of 416 amino acids.